Molecule: messenger RNA, 2055 nt
Organism: Nelumbo nucifera (sacred lotus)
Lineage: Eukaryota; Viridiplantae; Streptophyta; Magnoliopsida; Proteales; Nelumbonaceae
Source: RefSeq, a predicted model, not a curated record
AUGCAACAGAAAAUGAGACCAUCCCUGGAGGAAGAACUGAAGAAGACAAGGGAAAGAUUAGAUGACGUAGAGGAGGAAAGAGAYCGACUUCUCGAUGAGCUCGCAGAAAUGAAGAAAGUCGCCGAGGAUGCCAAUUUGAGGCUCUGUGAGGCUUUGUCGGCUCAAAAUUGGGCAAACAAAUUGUCAGAGAUGGAUAAAACUGCGUUUGACGAAUUGGAGCAGGCAAGCAUUGUGUCUGCCAAGAAGAGAGACCAAGCGUGGCAGCUCGAGCUUGAGGCAGUUCAGAAACAACACGCCAAGGAUGUGGAGUCUCUCUUAUCUGUUCGAGCAGAGCUCAGUGACGUUCAGAAAAGCCUUGUCUUGGCCUUGGAAUCAAAGAAUGCAGCUUGCAAAGAAGCCGAGGUUGCCAAGAACGUCGCUGAGUCUAAUGCGAAGAAGGUCGCCAGCCUCACUGCAGAGCUUAAUGCUUUGAAGGACGUAGUUGCUAAGUCGAGUGGUUUGGGCAAAGGAAAAAAUGUCGAAGAUCUACUUCUCCAACUUAACAAGGCAAAACUAGUGGAGGAAGAAUUGUCUAAUGCAAAAGAAUCGGAAGCCAAAAUGCUGGAGUCACUCAUCACUCAAACAAAGCAGUUUGAAGAAACUAAGAUUUUGCUUGAAGAAGCCAAGCUUGAGGUCACUUCUCUUCGUGAGAAGAUUGAGAGCUUGGAAAAUUCAACAGUACAAAGUGGUAGAGAUAUUGAUUUAUCCCAAGUAUGCCUGGAGAGGGCAAAGGAUGAUACGCAUUCCAUAAAAGAGAAAAUGGAUAAUCUCAAGUCCGAGGUUCAAGUUGCAAAAGAUUGCGCGGCCCGUGCCCAAGAAAAGGAAGAACUUUCUUCAUCAAAGGCCCGAGGUUUAGCCGAGGAAAUGAACCGGCUUAGAACUGAACUGAAAUUAGCUACAGAUGCAGAAGAGAAGAACAAGGAAGCCAUGGAUGACCUAGCAUUAGCCCUUAAAGAAGUCUCGACGGAGGCCAACGUGGUUAAGGGGAAUCUCAGCGCAACGCAAGCAGAACUGGAUGCUGUAAAAGAGGAGUCUGAAAAAUUAAAAGAGGAGUCUGAAAAAUUGAAGCUGAUAAUGAAGAGUGCCAAGGAGAAAUAUGAAAGGCUCCUGGAUGAAAAGAAUAAGGAAAUUGUUCGGCUUAAAGAAACAUCCGAGAGACUGAAAAUUGAAGCUGAGGAAGCAACCUUGGCUUGGACUGGAAAGGAAAUUGAGUUUGUUAAUUGUAUAAAAAGGGCUGAUGAAGAGUCUAAUGCGAUAAAAGAAGAGAACAGUAGAUUGGCUGAAUCACUCCAAAUGGCUGAGAACAUGACGAAAACGUCGAAGGAAGAAAAUAGCAAGUUAAGGGAUAUACUGAAGCAAGCUCUGAAUGAGUCUAACGUUGCAAAGGAAGCCGCAGAGAUUGCUAGGGCUGAGAAUUCCCAGCUCAAGGACAGCAUAGAUGAGAAGGAAAAAGCUUUGCAAAGUCUUAUGCAAGAAAAUGAACACCUUAGGAACAGCGAAGCCGAAGCUCUCAAGACUAUCCAUGAUUUGAAGGAGCAGUUGCUAUCAACAAAACCCACAGAAUCGAAAGCAGAUGAUAAGGAAACGGGGUUACCAAUUACGAAACAGAACUCAAUCGUUAAGGAGAACAGAGAUGGAAAGGAGAAUAAAGAUGGUAAGAAACUAGCCAAGGUUCUCCAUCUCGAUCUUGAGGAUUUGAGAUUGCCAACCCCAUGCAAGAAUAUUGAGGAGGAUCCCGAAAUGGCUGAAACACUCAAGGGUUCAAUAUUUGAUACGUUGGACUCCCCGGAGCCGGUCAAUAACAAUCAUCAUCAUCAUCAUCACCGGAGAGCAACCUUUUCGGUAUUUGCAGAUAUUGGGGAAGCUAUCAACUCAGAUGAUUUCGAUCAUCUAGAAUGUGCUCACGCCGAUGAUGAUAAUGAUAGAUCGCACCGAAAGAAGAAAGCAUUGCUGCGAAGAGUUGGAGAUAUUCUGAGAAAAACAAGCUUCCACAGAAGGGAUACAUCAAUUAGCUAA